Molecule: messenger RNA, 2055 nt
Organism: Prunus avium (sweet cherry)
Lineage: Eukaryota; Viridiplantae; Streptophyta; Magnoliopsida; Rosales; Rosaceae
Product: Remorin family protein
Source: RefSeq, a predicted model, not a curated record
AAGGAACUGUGAAACUCGCCUGUCUUUGUCUGCCUACAAAAACAGUCAAAAUACACACAGCGAGAGAGAGAGAGAGAGAGAGAGAGAGAGAGAGAAGACUGAGACUCAUGUUUCCACCCAUUUUAAAGGUCUCGCUUUCCUUCUUGUUACUCCUCUCAAUAUGAUAAUAUUGUAGAGAAAAAAAGAAACUUCUUAGAGAGAGACAGACAGACAGACACAGAGGCAGAGAGAGAAACAGAGAGAGACAGAGUUAGGGAGAGAUCUAAUGGAGUACGAGAGGAUACACAAAGUUCAGACUGGUAUUAUUUCCCCUAGUAAGCUGAGGAUGAAGCUCAUGGGGCCUCACCAUCAUAGAAAGAAGGAUGGAUCAAACAGUAACUCCUCAAGAACUUCUCCUUCCAAGCUUGAUGAUUCCGAGUUUUUCAAAAACAGCUUGUUAGACCCCAUGAAUGGAGACGAGGAAGUUGCAUCUUCCAGUUUAGAAGUUCUGUCUACAAAUUUGUCUAGUGAACCGGCAUUGGACCUGAGAGAAAGUGAUCAAACUUCUUGCCAAAUGAAGGAGUCAUUGCCACGAGAAAAUGGUGAUGCCGUUCGUGUUAGAUUGCAACAAUGUACAAAGGGUGACAGUGGUAGUUCGAGUGCUAUUCAUCCCAUGAGAGUAAUGGAAGAUGAAAAUCUUGACUAUGAUAGUAAUGCUAGUUCAUCCAGUUUUGAAUUUCAUAAAGGGGAGAAGUCAGUACAUAAGCACAUUUCAAGAGCACUCUCAAGAACUAUGCCGUCUAAGUGGAAUGAUGCUGAGAAAUGGAUAAUGAAUAAGCAAAUUGUACAAGCUAAUUUUCCUAGAAAGAGUGCUUUACAAAACCAAACAAUUCGGUUGCCUGUGACAAAUAUGGUGAGGGUGGCUCCCGAGUCUGCUAAUUAUGAUUAUAAGCUAAAUGGAAGAGUAGCAGACACAAAGCGGGUCGAUUUCUGUCAGCCUGCAUCACAUAUUGGAUUCGAUAAAUUCUCUUUUGUUCCUUCUGUGCCUCAAUCGAGUUCAGGUCAAGCUUGUGGGAAUGCUUUGAUUGAUGCGUCCUCACAAAGUAAAGAUUUAAUGGAAGUGGGCCACAGGAAUUUUCCCUGUUCGAAGAGUACUGUCGAAAAUAAUACAGGCACUGCUGCCAUAAGAUCAGUCUCAAUGAGAGAUAUGGGAACAGAAAUGACACCUAUCCCAAGUCAAGAGCCUUCAAGGACUGCUACUCCUGAAGGGGCAACAACCCCGCUCCGCAGUCCAACUUCUUCAAUCCCGUCAACUCCUCGAAGUGGUGCACCAGCUCCCACACCUACCACUGAUGGGGAAGCACAACCACAAGUUGAAAACAACAAGAAACAAUUGUCAGAAGAAGAAUUAAAGCUCAAGACAAGGAGGGAGAUUGUAGAACUAGGUGUUCAGCUUGGUAAGAUGAACAUUGCUGCAUGGGCAAGUAAAGAUGAGCAGGAGAAAAAAUCUGCUGCCGAAAAAAUUGAUAUGGCGAAACUUGAGCGGGUUGAAUUUGAAAAACGUGCAGCUGCAUGGGAGGAAGUUGAGAAAUCUAGACAUACUGCAAGAUAUAAGCGUGAUGAAAUCAAAAUCCAAGCAUGGGAAUCUCAGCAGAAGGCAAAACUAGAAGCAGAGAUGCAGAGAAUAGAGGCCCAAGUUGAACAAAUGAGAUCACAAGCUCAAUCCAAGAUGGUAAAGAAGAUAGCAUUAGCUAGGCAAAGAUCCGAAGAGAAACGAGCAGCAGCUGAAGCCAAGAAAAAUCAAAACGCAGAAAAAACCGCGGCUCAAGCAGAAUACAUCCGCCAGACUGGACGAAUGCCAUCAUCUCAUUACAUUUGUUGUGGUUGGUUGUCAUAAACCAGAGAACAUACAGAGCAGAAGACAUUGCUUUUUCAUGCAACGGAAGUGACCUCUUGUAUGUGUUCGGGACACACCAUGCUUCAAGGAGUGCUGUUGUGUAUGCUAAUCAAAUUUGUAUCUACAGAGCAACCACAGUGUGUUACUUGUUACAUGAAGUGAAUUUUUCAAAAGAUGCA